AUGCUAUCCCACAGUGCCAUGGUGAAGCAAAGGAAACAGCAAGCUUCAGCUAUCGCAGAGGAAAUCCAUGGACAUGAUGUCGACGGCAUGAACCUGGGCAAAAAAGUUAGCAUCCCCAGAGACAUCAUGAUAGAAGAAUUGUCCCAUUUCAGUAAUCGUGGUGCCAGACUGUUUAAGAUGCGUCAAAGAAGAUCUGACAAAUACACCUUUGAAAAUUUCCAGUAUGAAACUAAAGCACAAAUAAAUCACAAUAUCGCCAUGCAGAAUGGGAGAAUUGAUGGAAGCAACCUAGAAGGUGGCUCACAGCAAGGCCCCUCAACUCCCCCCAACACCCCAGAUCCACGAAGCCCCCCAAAUCCAGAGAGCAUUGCACCAGGAUAUUCUGGACCACUGAAGGAAAUUCCCCCUGAAAGAUUUAACACGACGGCUGUUCCUAAGUACUACCAGUCUCCGUGGGAGCAGGCCAUUGGCGGCGAUCCGGAGCUCCUGGAGGCUUUGUACCCGAAACUUUUCAUGCCUGAAGGAAAGGCAGAACUGCCAGAUUACAGGAGCUUCAACAGGGUUGCCACUCCCUUUGGAGGUUUUGAAAAAGCAUCAAAAAUGGUUAAGUUCAAAGUUCCGGAUUUUGAACUGCUGCUGCUAACAGACCCCAGGUUCUUGGCCUUUGCCAAUCCUCUUUCAGGCAGGCGAUGCUUUAACAGGACACCGAAGGGAUGGAUAUCUGAGAAUGUUCCUGUUGUCAUAACAACUGAGCCUACAGAAGACGCCACUGUACCAGAAUCAGAUGACCUGUGA
Molecule: messenger RNA, 795 nt
Organism: Apodemus sylvaticus (European woodmouse)
Lineage: Eukaryota; Metazoa; Chordata; Mammalia; Rodentia; Muridae
Gene: Myoz2
Product: myozenin 2
Exons: 5
Coding region: 1-795 (264 amino acids)
Cellular component (GO): Z disc; actin cytoskeleton
Molecular function (GO): telethonin binding; FATZ binding; actin binding
Source: RefSeq, a predicted model, not a curated record